AUGAAACCGAACACUGCUGCUGCUGCUGGUGCUAGUGCUGCUUCCAACAUUAUAGCUACCCAUGCCCAAAAAAGAAAAAGAAGUUGUAACAAACAAAGCCCCGUCGAAGAACUUCUUCGUCAAGCGGACCAGCUGAUAGCAACUCAAAAACCCAGAGCAGAAGUCUACGCAGCAAUGGCAGAAUCUCUCGGCAGAGCAUGGAAGGACAUCAACUCCAACCUAGAGCUUCGUAAACAUAUUCUGGACCUGAACGUCCUCUACCACACGAAAGCACAAGAAUUUUUUGAAAAAAUGGACGCGUUGGAGACUUCCUGCAAAGACACCGUAGUACCGAUAGAGAUAGAGGUGGUGAAGGAGUUCCUGACGACAAUACACGAGCAGCGAAGAGCUUUACUAGAGUCGCUCAUGGGGGCACUGCAAGCGGGAAAUUCUCUACUAGCAAAACUAAAGGAUCUUGGGGCAGAAGGUACUAUAGACUCGAGACCCGAUCGAAUUCGAAGCUCUGUAAAAAAAGCCAUAUCGCAAGUACAGGGAUGGCUGGAUGAGUUACACUUGAAGAGACAGAUCUUGGAGGCGACCUUCAACAGGAGGAAGACGCAGCUGGAACAGUGCCUCGCUCUUGCUAUUCUAGCAGCAGAUUUACGAGAACUAGAAGAAACAGUGGAGAAUAGGAGAGAACUUCUGAAAAAUAGCAACCAAUACG
Leptinotarsa decemlineata (Colorado potato beetle) is the source of this 703-nucleotide messenger RNA. RefSeq lists its product as uncharacterized. Lineage: Eukaryota; Metazoa; Arthropoda; Insecta; Coleoptera; Chrysomelidae. The record is from RefSeq and is a predicted model, not a curated record. Gene Ontology annotation, molecular function: protein binding; protein kinase activity.